CGAGCCUAACAGUCCACGGUGAACAGUUGAACGGAGACAAGCUUCCGACCGGUUGCAAAGCGAUCUGCGUGCUCGAAUCAAACUCGGUGAACUAGUCAGACGCGGUUUGUGGGUCAGUUUAGUCGAUGCGCGACAAAGAGUGAAAGUGCAAAAAAUAUAAGCAAACAUGAAGUCACUUGUUGCGUCCGGAGUUGCGUUGUUAAUGCUUGCGUCGUCGAUAGUCCCAGGCUGCGCGCAAGAUUUCAAAGGCGCCAUCGAUGAGUGCACGAAGGAGUUCGAAAUGGAUAUGGAUGUGGUCGUUUCGCUCAAGUACGGCGAUUUCAGCGAACGUGAUCCCCUGAUAGAGUGCUUCACCGAGUGCCUGAUGAAACGAUCCGGCUUUAUGUUCGACGACUUCAGCUACAACAAAACGUUAAUCAUCGGUUUCGCCGGGCGCUACUUGGAACCCGAGGGUGCCCAGUAUGUUUACGAUAACUGUGUGGACAAAUUCGGAACGACGGUAUGCGUGACCGGAUUCGAAAUGUACCAGUGCAUACACGAAACAGCGGUGGCCGAAUGGGUCGAAAGUAAUUUCUAGUGCAAGCAAUAAGCCGAGUAAGCAAUACAAUGAGAAUCGGGCGCGGGCGCGAGAGAGUGCCGUUUCACACCGGCUGUGUUUCUUAUACCUACUGCCCAACAGAGGCGAGUUGUUGGAUUUCGCGAAUUUUAAGUGUGUCAGUUUGGCGUAUUGGCCCAUCGAAUCCCUCUCCGAUAUGUGUUACACUGCAAGGGGGAGAUGUGAGAAAAAAAAACGUUCCAGUACUGAUUCAGAUCAAAUCUUAACACGAUUGAUUUUUUAAGGUGAAAAUGAAUCGAACCAAAACCACAAGUUUUCAAGAGCACAAAUCUGGAGCACCGGAUAUCCGUUCAAGCUGAAAACUUGAUCGAUUGGUCACUCUUGACCAAUCGAUAAAACUUUCCACGUGAACGAUUGCCUGGUUCUUCAGAUUUGUGCUCUUGAAAAUUUGAUACUCGGCUUGAAUUCAUCUUCACCUUAAAGCGUCACGUGGAUGGCAUCUCAUAGAAAUUUAAUAGUUUAGAAUUUAUUUAUUGAAUUAUUUAUUUAUUUAUUGACACCUUAGUUAAAUUAUUUCUAGUUUAAGAAUAUCAUUUAAUUUAUUUUUAAUUCGAAACUUUGCAAGUACACCAGGACAAGUUGAAACAGCAGGGUAUAUAAUCAGAAUGAAAAGAUGCAAACAAUCACGCAUCGAAUUUUCAAGAGCCUAUAUUAAAAGAAUCUUAAAAUGAACUGCGCUGAAAAUAUGAUCGAUUGGUUCACCAGAUCAAUCCAUUAAGUUUUCAUAACA
Molecule: messenger RNA, 1346 nt
Organism: Aedes aegypti (yellow fever mosquito)
Lineage: Eukaryota; Metazoa; Arthropoda; Insecta; Diptera; Culicidae
Product: general odorant-binding protein 56d
Exons: 4
Coding region: 167-577 (136 amino acids)
Biological process (GO): sensory perception of smell
Molecular function (GO): odorant binding
Source: RefSeq, a predicted model, not a curated record